This is a messenger RNA of Rhopalosiphum maidis (corn leaf aphid), 2459 nucleotides long. RefSeq lists its product as uncharacterized. The transcript is spliced from 16 exons. The record is from RefSeq and is a predicted model, not a curated record. NCBI's taxonomy places the organism in Eukaryota, Metazoa, Arthropoda, Insecta, Hemiptera, Aphididae. Gene Ontology annotation, biological process: proteolysis. Gene Ontology annotation, molecular function: serine-type endopeptidase activity. The coding region runs from base 18 to 2459 and encodes 813 amino acids.
UCGUUUUUAGUUUAAAUAUGAGAAAACAAAAGUGUUUUAUUAUUUUAUCAUUCAUAAUCGGUAUGGUAACAGCUCAGUCCGGCAGUGAAUGCAAUACUCCAAAUCUUGAAAAAGGUAUUUGUAUCGAUGUUAAGAGCUGUCCAAGUUUACUAACUCUAUUAGAAAAUCAGAGGCACGUACCGUCCGUUUUAGACUUCCUUAAAAAAUCUCUUUGUGGAUUUGAAGGCAAAACUAGAAAAAUGUGUUGCGCUUUGGAAAGUAAUGUAACAACGGUACCACCACAUGUAGAGGUAACUACUGUGGAUAUCGGGUUAGAUUUAAAAUUAAAAUUACCGCCGGAAACUACGUGUGGAGUAAGAAACGUCACUAUCGUAAAAAUUUUGGGAGGAGCUCCAUCGGAAUUAGGGGCUUGGCCUUGGAUGGUGGCCCUUGGCUAUGUGGGUGUAAACCAAAAUAAUCGUGUAUUACAGUGGAAUUGCGGUGGUACAUUGAUAACAAACAAACACGUGCUUACAGCCGCACAUUGUGUUUUUAAACUGUGGAAUAUGAGACUGACUACUGUACGAUUAGGUGACUUGGAUUUGGAUCCUACUGUCAAAGACAAUGCAAGGCCAUUAGAUGUUUCAGUUGAACGUAUCAUCAUACAUGAAAAAUAUAACGGAUAUAAUUUUGCCAAUGACAUAGCUUUAUUGAAGUUAAGAAAUAGUGUCACUUUUAACGAUCUAAUACAACCAAUAUGUAUGCCGAUGACUUCAAUUCUUAGAGACUUAGAUAUUUCGAGACGUUUGCUAUUUAUUGCUGGUUGGGGUACCACUAUACCUACGCAAACUAACAGUGCUCCACGCGUAACUGCUUUGAUGAAAGUUCAAGUUCCAAUAGCGAAGGCUGAUGAAUGUGCACGAGUAUAUUCAAACAUGUCUCAAGCAGUAAUUGACGACAGAGUGUUAUGUGCUGGAUUUCCAGAGGGAGGAAAAGACAUGUGCAGGGGUGAUUCGGGAGGUCCAUUAAUGUAUCCAAAAGGAAAAGUAUUUUAUUUGAUAGGUAUAGUUUCCUUCGAAACCAAAAAAUGUGGCGAACCAGGAUUCCCAGGCGUGUACACUAAGGUACCUUCGUUCAUGGAUUGGAUUAUUGACAAAUUAAAUAAAAACGUACAUAAGAAAUAUGAUUAUUUAUUUGUACAAAACAGCAAUCGGCUCGAUGUUUUGCACACAGUUUACCGCACCGUCGUCGGUGUACGUAGACAUACAGCGCUUAGUAUAUUUCAGGCAAACGUCGCGCGUCAUAUCCGGAAGUCGGGAAACCGAUUCACCUUAAACAUGAGAAAACAAAAGUGUUUUAUUAUUUUAACAUUCAUGAUUGGUAUGGUAACAGCUCAGUCUAGUAGUGAAUGCAAUACUCCAAAUUUUGAAAAAGGUGUUUGUAUCAAUAUUAAGAGCUGUCCAAAGUUACUAACUCUUUUGGAAAAUCAAAGACAUAUGCCGCCUGUUUUAGUCUUCCUUAAGAAAUCUUUUUGUGGAUUUGAAGGCACAAAUACAAAAGUGUGUUGUGCUUUGGAAAAUAUUUCAACACCGGUACCAUCACGCAUAGAGGAGAACCGAACAACUACUAAGGGCACCGUGUCAGAUUUAAGAUCAAAACUACCUUCGCAAACUACUUGUGGAAUAAGCAACGUCACCCGCAUUCGAAUUAUUGGAGGAAAUCCCUCGGAAUUAGGUGCUUGGCCUUGGAUGGCGGCCCUGGGCUAUCAGGGCUUAAAAAAAAAUAAUCGUGCGGUACAAUGGCGAUGCGGCGGUACAUUGGUAACAAACUCACACGUGCUUACAGCCGCACACUGUGUUUAUAAUAUUCAAAAUGCAAAACUGACUACUGUACGAUUAGGUGACUUAGAUUUGGAUCCUACUGUCGAAGACAAUGCAAGGCCAUUAGAUGUUCCAGUUGAAAGUAUCAUCAUACACGAGGAUUAUAAUGAAAAUGUGUUAGCCAAUGACAUAGCGUUAUUGAAGUUAAAAUAUAGUGUCACUUUUGACGAUUUAAUACAACCGAUAUGUAUGCCAAUGACUUCAAAAAUCAAAAACGUAGAUAUGUCGAGAAGUUUACCUUUUGUGGCCGGUUGGGGUACAACUCGACCUACGGAUACUUACAGUGCUCCACCCGUAACUACUUUGAUGGAAGUACAAGUUCCAAUAACGAAGUCUGAUGAAUGUGCAAAAGCAUAUUCAGACGAACCAUCUGCAAUAAUUGAUAACAGAGUGUUAUGUGCUGGUUUUCCAGAGGGAGGAAAAGACUCGUGCAGGGGUGAUUCGGGAGGUCCUUUAAUGUAUCCAAAAGGAAAACAAUACUAUAUAAUGGGUAUAGUAUCUUACGGAUAUAGAAAAUGUGGCGAACCAGGAUACCCAGGCGUGUACACUAAGGUACCUUCAUUCAUGGAUUGGGUUAUUGACAAAAUUGGUAAAAAUUGA